Messenger RNA from Callithrix jacchus (white-tufted-ear marmoset), 2691 nucleotides. It is a transcript of the gene ADAM32, whose product is annotated as ADAM metallopeptidase domain 32. Lineage: Eukaryota; Metazoa; Chordata; Mammalia; Primates; Cebidae. The record is from RefSeq and is a predicted model, not a curated record. Gene Ontology annotation, molecular function: metalloendopeptidase activity. Gene Ontology annotation, biological process: cell adhesion; proteolysis; binding of sperm to zona pellucida. Gene Ontology annotation, cellular component: plasma membrane.
GAUUUUUUAGUCUCGGCGCUAAACACGGAGUGUUCUGGGCGCUAAACACAGAGAGCACCCGGGUUCCCGGGCCUCCCGAGAACGCUGCUCCAUGAACGCGCUGUGAACGGCCCCCGGCGUCCGCGCGUCCCCGCGUCUCCGGUAACUCCCGGUAACUCCCCGUAACUUCCGGCAUCCCAACGGCCUCCAGUUGGUAGUCCCGAAGCUGCACCAUGUUCCGCCUCUGGUUGCUGCUGGCAGUGCUUUGCUGCCUCCUGGCGUCAAGACCCGGUUUUCAAAAUUCAUUUCUGCAAAUUGUAAUUCCAGAGAAAAUCCAAACAAAUACACAUGACAGUUCAGAAAUGGAAAACGAAGAAAUAUCCUACAUUAUUCCAAUAGAUGAGAAACCAUACACUGUGCACCUUAAACAAAGAUACUUUAUAGCAGAUAAUUUUAUGGUUUAUUUGUAUAAGCAAGGAUCCAUGAAUGCUCAUUCUUCAGAUAUUCAGACUCAAUGCUACUACCAAGGAAAUAUUGAAGGCUAUCCAGAGUCCAUGGUCACAGUCAGCACAUGCUCUGGACUGAGAGGAAUACUGCAAUUUGAAAAUGUUUCUUAUGGAAUUGAGCCUCUGGAAUCUGCAGUUGAAUUUCAGCAUGUUCUUUAUGAAUUAAAGAAUGAAGACAAUGACUUUACAAUUUUCAGUGAAUAUAGCAGAAGCCUGGAAGAACAGCCAAUGGAUGACAACAUUUUUAUAAGUGAUAAAUCAGAACCAGUGGUUCCAGAUUUAUUUCCUCUUUUUCUGGAAAUGCAUAUUGUAGUGGACAAAGCUUUGUAUGAUUACUUGGGCUCUGAUAGCAUGAUAGUAACAAAUAAAGUUGUCGAAAUUAUUGGCCUUGCAAAUUCAAUGUUUACCCAAUUUAAAGUUACUAUUGUGCUGUCAUCAUUGGAAUUGUGGUCAGAGGAAAAUAAGAUUUCUACAGUUGGUGAGGCAGAUGAACUAUUGCAAAGAUUUUUAGAAUGGAAGCAAUCUUAUCUUAACCUAAGGCCUCAUGAUAUUGCAUAUCUACUAAUUUAUAGGGAUUACCCUGAUUAUGUGGGAGCAACGUUUCCUGGAAAGAUGUGUAUUACUCGUUAUUCUGCAGGAGUUGCAUUUUACCCCAAGGAGAUAACUCUGGAGACGUUUUCAGUUAUUGUCACCCAGAUGCUGGCCCUCAAUCUGGGAAUAUCAUACGAUGACCCAAAGAAAUGUCAAUGUUCAGAAUCCAUCUGUAUAAUGAAUCCAGAAGCUAUGCAAUCCAGUGGUGUGAAGACUUUUAGCAGUUGCAGUUUGAGGAACUUUCAAAAUUUCAUUUCAAAUAUGGGUGCCAAAUGUCUUCAGAACAAGCCACAAAUGCAAGGAGUUCAGAAACCAUCCUGUGGCAAUGGCAGAUUAGAGGGAAAUGAAGUCUGUGAUUGUGGUACUGAGGCACAAUGUGGACCUAAAAGCUGUUGUGAUUCUCAAACUUGUGUGCUGAAAGCUGGAGCAACAUGUUAUAAAGGAUUAUGCUGCAAAGACUGUCAAAUUUUACAGUCAGGUGUUGAAUGUAGGCCAAAAGCACAUCCUGAAUGUGACAUCCCUGAAAAUUGUAAUGGAAGCUCACCAGAAUGUGGUCCUGACAUAACUAUAAUCAAUGGACAUUUAUGCAAAAACAGUAAAUUUAUUUGUUAUGAUGGAGACUGCCAUGAUCUUGAUGCACGUUGUGAGUCUGUAUUUGGAAAAGGUUCAAAAAAUGCUCCAUUUGCCUGCUAUGAAGAAAUACAAUCUCAAUCAGACAGAUUUGGGAACUGUGGUAGGGACAGAUAUAACAGAUAUGUGCUCUGUGGAUGGAGGAAUCUUAUAUGUGGUAGAUUAGUUUGCACCUACCCUACUCGAACACCUUUCCAUCAAGAAAAUGGUGAUGUGAUUUAUGCUUUCGUACGAGAUUCUGUAUGCGUGACUGUAGACUACAAAUUGCCACGAUCAGUUCCAGAUCCACUGGCUGUCAAAAGCGGCUCUCCAUGUGAUAUUGAAAGGGUCUGUAUAAAUCGUGAAUGUGUAGAAUCAAGGAUAAUUAAGGCUUCAGCACACGCUUGUUCACAACAGUGUUCUGGACAUGGAGUGUGUAAUUCCAAAAGCACAUGCCAUUGUUCACCAGGCUAUCAGCCUCCAAACUGCCAAACACGUUCCAAAGGAUUUUCCGUAUUUCCUGAGGAAGAUUCAGUCAUGGAAAGGGCAUCUGAGAAGACUGAAAACACCUGGCUUCUAGGUUUUUCCAUUGCUCUUCCUAUUCUCAUUGUGGCAACCAUAGUAGUUUUGGCAAGGAAACAGCUGAAAAAGUGGUUCACCAAUUCCAAGGAAGAGGAAUUCUCAAGUAGCGAAUCUAAAUCAGAAGGCAGCACGCAGACAUAUGACAGCCAAUCCAACUCAGAAGGCAGCACUCAGACAUAUGCCAGCCAAACCAGAUCAGAAAGCACCAGUCAAGCUGAUACUAGCAAAUCCAAAUCAGAAGAUAGUGCCCAAGCAUAUACUAGCAGAUCCAAAUCACAGGAAGAUACCCAAACACAAACCAGUAGUAACUAAUGAUUCCUUCAGAAGGCGAUGGAUAACAUCAAGAGUCUCACUGAGAAAUGAAAAUUCGAUCUGUCCUUCCCUGGUCACAGCUGAAAGAAACAAUAAAUUGAGUGUGGAUCAA